Molecule: messenger RNA, 216 nt
Organism: Caenorhabditis remanei
Lineage: Eukaryota; Metazoa; Nematoda; Chromadorea; Rhabditida; Rhabditidae
Exons: 2
Coding region: 1-216 (71 amino acids)
Source: RefSeq, a predicted model, not a curated record
AUGGAAUUCAAUCAAGAGCACGGCAAAGGAUCGUGUCAAGCUACUGCUGAGGAAUUCAAAGAUCACCUAUUAACUUCACCGAAUUUCCGAUCUAAUGAAGGACUGCUACUCGUCGAAUCAAAUUCUCUCUCGCCAGACGAAAUCGAUCCAUUCUACAACGACGAAGAAAAUGGACAGUCGACAAUUCAUGCGUACGGUGACUACACAAAUAUGUGA